This is a messenger RNA of Vicia faba (fava bean), 969 nucleotides long. Lineage: Eukaryota; Viridiplantae; Streptophyta; Magnoliopsida; Fabales; Fabaceae. The record is from the annotation of a GenBank genome assembly.
AUGCACAAUAUUCUCCCUCCAUCAAAUGAUAUAGGGCCAGACCGAUGGGCUUGUAUUGGAGAUGGUGAAGACUACUCAGUAGCAAGCAUGUAUCGGCUAUUGGAUGUGAAAGAUAAAGUUGUUCAAAGUGAGGUGUGGAAGGAAAUUUGGAAAUUGGAUGUUCAUGAACAGGUUCGAUACUUUGUUUGGUUAAUGCAACAUGAUGGUUUGUUGACAAAUAGAAUGAAAAAUAGGACGGAUUUGGACAGUGGAAUGUGCAAACAUUGUGGAGAUGUUGAGGAGGAUGUGAUUUGUGUUCUUCGAGAUUGUCCUAAAGCUUUGACGAUGUGGUUGGCCGUGAUUUCAACUAACAAUCAUCUUUGGAAAUGGCACAAUUUAGAGGUGCAUGAUGAGAACUACCAACGACCAGGAUGCAUGAACUCUCACGUUAGUGAAUGCGUUCGACAUUAUCAAGAGGCUAGAGAUGCUUAUAAACUAGUUUCCCUUCAUCAAAAGGUGACUCGAAAUAUUAAAUGGGAGCCCCUUCCUUCAGGAUGGGUCAAGAUUAAUGGUGACAGAGCUCGAGAAGGGUCGGGUAUGGUUGGGUGUAGUGGCAUCAUUAGAGGGGAUGCAAUAGAAUGGCUUGGAGGAUUUUCAAAACCUCUUUGUAUCUGCAGUGCAUAUCUGGAGAAAUUGUCGGGUGUGUUUGAAGGUCUUUGUCCCUAUAAGAUAAGUUUUCAUCAUAUUAUUAUUGAGAUUGAUUCUCAACAAAUUAUUAAUGAUAUCUAUAAAUUAGAUAUGAUUAAUAAUAAGAGUCGGAACUUGGUUGCAAAAAUCAAGAAGUUUAUUAACCAAGGAACAAAAGUGAAUGUCAAACACAUAUAUGGGAAAGCUAAUCGGUAUGCGGAUGCACUAGCCAAACAUAGUAUUAUUUUCAGGAGUUCUUUUGUAAUUUUGUUGUUUGUCCUAUUUUCAAUCAAUAUUUGUUAG